Juglans regia (Persian walnut) is the source of this 1270-nucleotide messenger RNA. RefSeq names its product nascent polypeptide-associated complex subunit alpha-like protein 2. The record is from RefSeq and is a predicted model, not a curated record. NCBI's taxonomy places the organism in Eukaryota, Viridiplantae, Streptophyta, Magnoliopsida, Fagales, Juglandaceae. The transcript is spliced from 4 exons. Bases 212 to 874 code for a protein of 220 amino acids. Gene Ontology annotation, biological process: protein targeting to membrane. Gene Ontology annotation, cellular component: nascent polypeptide-associated complex; cytoplasm.
ACGGGCUUCUCACAUUUGUCACAUUUGAACAGAGCUCAGACUUGGCCCAGAUUGUUGAGAAAACCGUUAUUUCUUAUACACAGUUCCCCUCAAAAAGCAGCUCAUUCACCGGUUUAUCGCCACUGUUAAGAGUCCCCAGUUCCCACUCUCUUCUUCCACAGCACAGACAGAAACAAAAACCAAACCUCCAGAAGCAGCAGCAGAAGAAGCCAUGUCACCUGGACCCGUGGUUGAGGCUACAGAGCCCGAGACCGAGCCCCUGGUCCCCACCACCGACGAACCCAAGAAGAACUCUGAACCGCAGAAAGAUGAGGUUGUUGUCGAGGAUGUGAAGGAGGAUGCGAAGGACGACGACGACGACGAGGAAGACGACGAGGAGGAGGAUGAGAAGGAGGAUGGGGAUCAAGGUGCAAAUGAGGGUUCCAAGCAGAGCCGAAGUGAAAAGAAGAGUCGCAAGGCAAUGUUGAAGCUGGGUAUGAAACCUGUUACUGGUGUUAGCAGGAUUACCAUCAAGAGAACAAAAAAUAUACUAUUUUUCAUCUCAAAGCCUGAUGUUUUCAAAAGCCCACAUUCUGAGACGCAUGUCAUAUUUGGGGAGGCAAAGAUAGAGGAUUUGAGCUCUCAGCUGCAGACACAGGCUGCUCAGCAGUUCAGAAUGCCAGACAUGGGAUCCAUUAUGGCAAAACCAGACAUUUCUGUUGCUGCUGAAAUGCCGGCGGAUGAGGAAGAAGAGGAGGUUGAUGAAACUGGGGUGGAGGCUCGGGACAUUGAUUUAGUCAUGACUCAGGCGAGCGUGUCAAGGAGCAAGGCCGUCAAGGCUCUCAAGACUCAUAAUGGGGACAUUGUGAGUGCUAUUAUGGAGCUCACCACUUAGACAUCUCCCUAGUCUAUUCUGCAGUGGUGCUUUCAGAUGACGAGUCAUGGUAUUUAUGUCAUCAUUUAGUUUUUGCAAUCAAUUCGGCUCACAUCUGUUUUUUGUUGGACUUGAGACAGUUUUGGGUCACAGUAAGGAUGCGUUGUCCUGCUGAGUCAAGAUACUCGAGUCAUAAGGUUUCGUUACCGGUUUUUUUGUUCCUUACUGCUCAUCUAAGCCUUGAUCCCAACUACUCGCUGUAUGAAUUUCUUACAAGAUAUUCUGGCUGGCAAAGCAAGUCUUUCUCUCGUAGUUCCUUCUAAGAAUUGUUUGCUAGAAUCGCCUAGAGUUUCUGACAAUAUGUGGCAUGAAAUCAAAGAGUGGUUCCGUUAUAUCUGAGAAUUAAGUUCAUGUGAA